Messenger RNA from Rotaria sp. Silwood1, 1932 nucleotides. The record is from the annotation of a GenBank genome assembly. Lineage: Eukaryota; Metazoa; Rotifera; Eurotatoria; Philodinida; Philodinidae.
AUGGAAGGUGACGAUUUAGAAGAUUCCAUGGACGAAACUCUCAUGGAUAAAUCUACGGAUACAUCUCAAACUCAACAAUCAUCAACAGGACAACCAAAAAUUUAUCAUCGAUGGACAGUUAAAGGUUAUUGGAAAGAUAAACAUAAACAUAGUCUACCAGAUGGAUGGUGUGAAGUAUUUCAUACAAGUGGAUUUCCAAUAUAUUUUCAUAAACAAACACGUGUUGUAACAUUAUCACGUCCAUAUUUUCUUGGUUCUGUAAGUGUUCGUCAUCAUUUAAUACCGGUUACAUCAAUACCUUGUUUAUAUAUGAAACGAUUACAACAAGAACUCGAUGAAAAUGAAGACUUAUCAUCUAUCAAUGAUGAAUCAAAAUGUCCAUUUAAACAAGAACGACAAGAUAAUUCAAAUUCAACAUCAAGUAGAAAACGAAAACAUAGUGAUGAAGAUGAUGUUGAAGAAGGUGAAAUAUCUUCUCCUCAUGCAUCAACAAUGACAAAUCUUGAAGAAUCUCCAUCCUCAUCAUCAACACGAAUAAUAUCCGAACCAAUAAAUAAUAUUCCAACAGAAAUCUCAUCAACACGUCCAACAAAACCACAACAAUUACCUGUAUCAUUACAAAUUUUAACUAAUUCAACAUUAGAUGAUACACUUCGUUAUAGUACAUUAUCAUCCGAUGAAUUACGUUCGUAUUGUCAACGUCGAUUUGCAUUUGAACAACGUGAAUUUAAAUUUUUUGCAGCACUUAGUGAUAAAUGGAAAUAUAUUCGUCAAGCACAAAUGAAACGUCGUGAAAUGAAUAUACCAGCUGAUACACAAAUUAUUGAACUUCAACCAUUAUCAUCAAAUGAUCAAUCUGUUGUUGUAUCAGCUACAGUUAAAACAACAAAACCAUCAAUUAAACCAAUAACAAAAUCAGCAUCAGAAUCAUCAAAUUUAAAUAAUAAAAAAGUAACUAUUGAUUUAUAUCCAAGUAAAAGUCCAAUUGCACUUUUACAAGAAUAUGCACUUAAACGUUUAAAAUUAUCUGUUCGUUAUGAUUGGUUUACAACAGAUGUAUCAAAUUCACCAUUUGGCUGUCGUGUACUUGUUGGUGAUAAUGUUUAUGGUACAGGUAUUGGUAGAAAUAAACGUACAGCUAAAUUAAAUGCAACAGAAGAAUCAUUAAUUAUUCUUAUACCACAAUAUAAAAAAUUACAAGAACAACAACAACAACAACAACAACAGCAACAACAACAAAUAGGAAGUAAAGAAUCAAUUAUAGAAGAUAAAUCUAUGGAUGAAGAAGGUUGUAUUGACGAGGAUGAAUCAUCUUCAAGUGUAAAUAAUAAUCAUAAUAAUAAUAAUACUAAUAAUAAUAAUGAUUUAAAUGAACAAGAACAAGUUAGUAGUUCAUUACUGGAUGAAUAUAGUAUAUCAGAUGCAAAUAUUUAUGAUGUUUGUAUUACACUUGGAAAGCCAACACCAUAUCAAAUGCUUGAAAAAAGUUUAACAUAUAAUGUAUUAACACGCAGUGAAUCAGAUAUUAAAGAAAUAAUGACAAAAAAACCUAUGUUUACACAUAUAACAUUAGAAAUUGGUAAUGAACAUAGAGAAGAAGCACAAGCAAAAGAUAAAGCUCAUGCAAAAAAUUUAGCUGCACAAAAGUUAUUAAAAAAACUUCAUCCACAUUUACAUACAUAUGGUUCAUUAAUUCGUUUAUAUGAAAAAAAUGCUGAUACAUAUAAACGUGUUCGUGUUGAUGAUGAAUUAGCUGAUAUAGUACGAUGUGCCAAAAAGAAUGAACCAAAUCAUGCAUUAUUAGCUAAACUUCGUGAAGAAAUGUUAAAAUUAAAAACUAGUAAAACAUCAUCAUCUUCAUUUAAUCAAUAUGCAAUACACAUUGUUGAUGUUAGUGAUGAAUUGCUUGGACGUUCAUCAUCAUCAACAUAG